AUGAGCAGUCAGACCAGCGUCAGGGAGGUGGCCUCUCCAUCUCGGCCCAAUCAGAGGACAUUUCUGGAUGAUGUCAUAUUAACAUUCACCUCACCAAUGGCCUGGCUGAUGGUUGUGGCCCUUAUCAUCACGUGGUCAGCAGUGGCUAUCGUUUUGUUUGAUCUGCUCGAUUAUAAAACUUUGGCAGACUACACCUCAUACUGUGACGACCCCGUGUGUUUACCUCCUGGCCUCCCUCCCCCUGCCGCCAUUGCGAAGAGAAGUGGAGUUCGUCCAAUAAAAUCAAGCUCUGCUGGAGUCUCACCUCAGGAGAGCACUGAUUGGCUGGAAAUGAUGUGGGCAUUUGCGGCCAGUCUGGUAGCUCCUGAUGAGGAGGAGGAAGCUUUCCACUCAGAGGAUCUCUGA
Messenger RNA from Pelmatolapia mariae (spotted tilapia), 405 nucleotides. It is a transcript of the gene trdn, whose product is annotated as triadin. Gene Ontology annotation, cellular component: membrane; sarcoplasmic reticulum. Bases 1 to 405 code for a protein of 134 amino acids. The record is from RefSeq and is a predicted model, not a curated record. The transcript is spliced from 5 exons. Gene Ontology annotation, molecular function: signaling receptor binding. NCBI's taxonomy places the organism in Eukaryota, Metazoa, Chordata, Actinopteri, Cichliformes, Cichlidae.